GUUGGGAUAGGCCAACCAUUGCGGCGCUGGUUCUCAGGUCGCCGGAAGUGCCGCUGUUUCUCUCUCUUCAGGGCCGCUGUAGCUGAGGCUGGAGCGCUGCCCCGGAAGUCCUCCCCCCGUUCCCCGCCCGCGGCAAACAUGGCGGUGGACUCAGCGAUGGAGCUGCUAUUUUUAGAUACUUUUAAACACCCGAGCGCUGAGCAAAGUUCUCAUAUAGAUGUGGUUCGUUUUCCAUGUGUGGUUUACAUCAAUGAAGUCCGAGUCAUACCCCCAGGAGUAAGAGCCCAUAGCAGUCUGCCAGACAACAGAGCAUAUGGAGAGACAUCUCCGCAUACAUUUCAAUUAGACUUAUUCUUCAACAAUGUAAGCAAACCAAGUGCCCCAGUUUUUGAUAGAUUGGGAAGUCUGGAAUAUGAUGAGAAUACGUCCAUCAUCUUUAGACCAAACUCAAAGGUGAAUACUGAUGGUCUGGUGCUAAGAGGCUGGUACAACUGCCUGACACUGGCAAUAUACGGAUCAGUGGAUAGAGUGAUAAGUCAUGACAGAGACUCUCCACCACCACCACCUCCACCUCCACCACCUCCCCAGCCACAGCCAAGUUUGAAAAGGAAUCCAAAACAUGCUGAUGGGGAGAAAGAAGAUCAAUUUAAUGGAAGCCCUCCAAGACCGCAGCCAAGGGGACCAAGGACUCCUCCAGGACCCCCUCCACCUGAUGACGAUGAAGAUGAUCCUGUGCCUCUGCCAGUGUCUGGUGACAAGGAAGAGGAUGCUCCUCAUAGAGAAGAUUACUUUGAGCCCAUUUCUCCUGAUCGGAAUUCUGUUCCCCAGGAAGGUCAGUAUUCUGAUGAAGGAGAAGUAGAAGAGGAACAGCAAGAAGAAGGAGAAGAUGAUGAAGAUGAUGUGGAUGUAGAAGAAGAAGAAGAUGAGGAUGAGGAUGAUAGACAUACAGUAGACAGUAUCCCUGAGGAGGAAGAGGAAGAUGAAGAGGAGGAAGGUGAAGAGGAUGAAGAAGGUGAAGGGGAUGAUGGUUAUGAACAAAUUUCCAGUGAUGAAGAUGGAAUUGCUGACUUGGAACGUGAAACAUUUAAGUAUCCAAACUUUGAUGUUGAAUAUACUGCUGAAGACUUAGCUUCAGUUCCUCCUAUGACGUAUGAUCCAUAUGACAGGGAGCUUGUACCACUGUUAUACUUCAGCUGUCCGUACAAGACUACUUUUGAAAUUGAAAUCAGUAGAAUGAAGGAUCAAGGUCCAGAUAAAGAAAAUUCAGGAGCAAUCGAAGCCUCAGUGAAGUUAACAGAACUCUUAGAUUUGUAUAGAGAAGAUAGAGGUGCAAAAUGGGUAACAGCUUUAGAAGAAAUUCCAAGUUUAAUAAUAAAAGGGUUAAGCUACUUACAAUUAAAAAACACAAAACAAGACUCCCUCGGCCAGUUGGUAGACUGGACCAUGCAAGCUUUAAAUUUACAAGUAGCACUUCGCCAGCCUAUCGCCUUAAAUGUCCGACAGCUCAAAGCUGGGACCAAAUUAGUGUCCUCACUAGCAGAAUGUGGGGCUCAAGGAAUUACGGGACUGCUACAAGCAGGAGUGAUCAAUGGAUUAUUUGAGCUUCUGUUUGCUGAUCAUGUAUCAUCUUCUCUUAAGUUAAAUGCUUUUAAAGCUUUGGACAGUGUCAUUAGUAUGACAGAAGGAAUGGAAGCUUUUUUAAGAGGUAGGCAGAAUGAAAAAAGUGGUUAUCAAAAGCUUCUGGAACUCAUACUUUUAGAUCAGACUGUGAGGGUUGUUACUGCUGGUUCAGCUAUUCUCCAAAAAUGCCAUUUCUAUGAAAUCUUGUCAGAGAUUAAAAGACUUGGUGACCAUUUAGCAGAGAAGACUUCAUCUGUUCCUAACCACACUGAACCUGAUCAUGACACAGAUGCUGGACUUGAGAGAACAAACCCAGAAUAUGAAAAUGAGGUGGAACCUUCUAUGGAUAUGGAUCUUUUGGAAUCUUCAAAUAUAAGUGAAGGGGAAAUAGAAAGGCUUAUUAACCUCCUAGAAGAAGUUUUCCAUUUAAUGGAAACUGCACCUCAUACAAUGAUCCAACCUCCUGUUAAGUCUUUCCCAACGAUGGCACGAAUUACUGGACCUCCAGAGAGGGAUGAUCCAUACCCUGUUCUUUUUAGAUAUCUUCACAGUCAUCACUUCUUGGAGCUGGUUACCUUGCUUCUGUCAAUUCCAGUAACAAGUGCCCACCCUGGUGUGCUGCAAGCCACAAAAGAUGUUUUAAAGUUUCUUGCACAGUCACAGAAGGGUCUUCUUUUUUUUAUGUCGGAAUAUGAAGCAACAAAUUUAUUGAUCCGAGCUCUGUGUCACCUUUAUGAUCAAGAUGAGGAGGAAGGUCUCCAAUCUGAUGGUGUUAUUGAUGACGCAUUUGCCUUGUGGCUACAGGACUCAACACAGACAUUGCAAUGUAUUACAGAACUGUUCAGCCAUUUUCAGCGUUGUACAGCCAGUGAAGAAACUGACCAUUCAGAUCUCUUGGGAACCCUGCACAAUCUUUAUUUGAUUACUUUUAAUCCUGUGGGAAGAUCAGCUGUUGGCCAUGUUUUUAGUCUAGAGAAAAAUCUCCAAAGUCUUAUUACUCUAAUGGAGUACUAUUCCAAAGAAGCCUUAGGUGAUUCCAAAUCUAAGAAGUCAGUAGCAUAUAAUUAUGCAUGCAUACUUAUUUUGGUGGUGGUUCAGUCUUCCAGUGAUGUUCAAAUGCUAGAACAACAUGCAGCGUCUCUCUUGAAGCUUUGUAAAGCAGAUGAAAAUAAUGCUAAAUUGCAAGAACUUGGCAAGUGGCUUGAACCUCUGAAAAACCUUAGAUUUGAAAUUAACUGCAUCCCAAACUUAAUUGAAUAUGUUAAGCAGAAUAUUGAUAACUUGAUGACCCCAGAAGGAGUUGGCCUUACCACUGCCUUACGUGUUCUCUGUAAUGUUGCAUGCCCACCACCUCCUGUUGAAGGUCAACAGAAAGAUCUGAAAUGGAAUCUUGCCGUUAUUCAGCUUUUUUCUGCUGAAGGAAUGGACACAUUUAUUCGAGUUCUGCAAAAAUUGAACAGUAUUCUGACUCAGCCUUGGAGGCUCCAUGUCAACAUGGGGACUACCCUUCACAGAGUUACUACUAUUUCAAUGGCUCGCUGCACCCUCACGCUUCUUAAAACUAUGUUAACGGAACUCCUGAGAGGUGGAUCCUUUGAGUUUAAGGACAUGCGUGUUCCUUCAGCGCUUGUUACUUUACAUAUGCUCCUGUGCUCUAUCCCCCUCUCAGGUCGUUUGGAUAGUGAUGAACAGAAAAUUCAGAAUGAUAUCAUUGAUAUUUUACUGACUUUUACACAAGGAGUUAAUGAAAAACUCACAAUCUCAGAAGAGACUCUGGCCAAUAAUACUUGGUCUUUAAUGUUAAAAGAAGUUCUUUCUUCAAUCUUGAAGGUUCCUGAAGGAUUUUUUUCGGGACUCAUACUCCUUUCAGAGCUGCUGCCUCUUCCAUUGCCCAUGCAAACAACUCAGGUUAUUGAGCCACAUGAUAUAUCAGUGGCACUCAACACCCGAAAAUUGUGGAGCAUGCACCUUCAUGUUCAAGCAAAGUUGCUCCAAGAAAUAGUUCGCUCUUUCUCUGGCACAACCUGCCAGCCCAUUCAACAUAUGUUACGGCGUAUUUGUGUUCAAUUGUGUGACCUUGCCUCACCAACUGCACUUCUGAUUAUGAGAACUGUGUUGGAUUUGAUUGUAGAAGACUUGCAAAGCACUUCAGAAGAUAAAGAAAAACAGUAUACUAGCCAAACCACCAGGUUGCUUGCUCUUCUUGAUGCUCUGGCUUCACACAAAGCUUGUAAAUUAGCUAUUUUGCAUCUAAUUAAUGGAACUAUUAAAGGUGAUGAAAGAUAUGCAGAGAUAUUCCAGGAUCUUUUAGCUUUGGUGCGGUCUCCUGGAGACAGUGUUAUUCGCCAACAGUGUGUUGAAUAUGUCACAUCCAUUUUGCAGUCUCUCUGUGAUCAGGUAUUUAUACAUAUUUUAUAGUCUCUCUCUCUCUCUCUCUCUCUCUCUCUCUCUCUCUCUCUCUCUCUCUCUCUGUGUGUGUGUGUGUGUGUGUGUCUUAUUCCAACUCUGGCCACCAGGUAUUCUUCAGGUAGUUCAUUUCUCAUACCAGUUUUAUGCACUCAUAUUUUAAGAUAAUAUAUAUCUUCUAUUUUCUUUAUUUACAGUUCUUUAAGGAAAAACAGUAGUGCUCUGCACAGUUUACUGAAACGAGUGGUCAGCACAUUUACUAAGGACACAGGAGAGCUUGCAUCUUCCUUUUUAGAAUUUAUGAGACAAAUUCUUAACUCUGACACAAUUGGAUGUUGUGGAGAUGAUAAUGGUCUCAUGGAAGUAGAGGGAGCUCAUUCAUCACGGACAAUGAGUAUUAAUGCUGCAGAGUUAAAACAGCUUCUACAAAGCAAAGAAGAAAGUCCAGAAAAUUUGUUCCUUGAACUAGAGAAGCUUGUUUUGGAACAUUCAAAAGAUGAUGACAAUCUGGAUUCUUUGUUGGACAAUGUAGUUGGACUUAAGCAGAUGCUGGAGUCAUCAGGUGACCCCUUACCUCUCAGUGACCAGGAUGUAGAACCAGUACUUUCAGCUCCAGAAUCUCUUCAGAAUCUGUUUAACAAUAGGACUGCCUAUGUGCUUGCCGAUGUCAUGGAUGAUCAGUUGAAAUCUAUGUGGUUCACUCCAUUUCAGGCUGAAGAGAUUGAUACAGAUCUGGAUUUGGUAAAGGUUGAUUUAAUUGAGCUCUCUGAAAAAUGCUGUAGUGACUUUGAUUUGCACUCAGAAUUAGAGCGCUCAUUUUUGUCAGAACCAUCAUCUCCAGGAAGAACCAAGACUACUAAAGGAUUCAAACUUGGGAAGCACAAGCAUGAGACCUUUAUAACUUCUAGUGGAAAAUCUGAAUACAUUGAACCUGCCAAACGAGCUCAUGUUGUGCCACCACCAAGAGGAAGGGGCAGGGGAGGAUUUGGACAGGGUAUACGACCUCAUGAUAUUUUUCGUCAGCGAAAACAGAACACAAGUAGACCACCAUCUAUGCAUGUGGAUGACUUUGUUGCUGCUGAAAGUAAAGAAGUGGUUCCUCAAGAUGGAAUACCUCCACCAAAACGGCCACUCAAAGUAUCCCAGAAGAUUUCUUCCCGUGGUGGGUUUUCAGGCAAUAGAGGAGGACGGGGUGCUUUCCACAGUCAGAAUAGGUUUUUCACACCACCUGCUUCAAAAGGAAACUACAGUCGUCGGGAAGGAACAAGAGGCUCCAGUUGGAGUGCUCAGAAUACUCCUCGAGGAAAUUACAAUGAAAGUCGUGGAGGCCAGAGCAAUUUUAACAGAGGCCCUCUUCCACCAUUACGACCCCUUAGUUCUACAGGUUACCGCCCAAGUCCUCGGGACCGUGCUUCUAGAGGUCGUGGGGGACUUGGACCUUCUUGGGCUAGUGCAAAUAGCGGCAGUGGAGGCUCAAGAGGAAAGUUUGUUAGUGGAGGCAGUGGUAGAGGUCGUCACGUACGCUCCUUUACACGAUAAAAAUGCUUUUGGGAACAUCCUAAGUGUAUAUGAACAUUUCAUGAGGACAAUAAAAAUAAGACAUUGAAGGACCAAUUUAGACUUAGCAGUUAUCUGGAGACAUCUGAGAGAAUAUUUUUAUCUGAAGAAAGCAGAUUUUGUUUGAUACCUAACAAGAUUUCAAUAAAAAUCCAAUCUUUUUAUGUACGUUU
Molecule: messenger RNA, 5756 nt
Organism: Cebus imitator (Panamanian white-faced capuchin)
Lineage: Eukaryota; Metazoa; Chordata; Mammalia; Primates; Cebidae
Gene: VIRMA
Product: vir like m6A methyltransferase associated
Exons: 24
Cellular component (GO): RNA N6-methyladenosine methyltransferase complex
Molecular function (GO): RNA binding
Source: RefSeq, a predicted model, not a curated record